CCCAGCGCUCCCCUGGGACCAUUCCCGGCUCCUUUGCUACUGUGGGACCACCCUGGGACCCCCCCCCCAGAAUGGGGGAGACCCCCGAAGGGACCAGGACCCCCAGCCCCCCCGGCGAGGUGUCCCCAGACCCCCCCCCGGCGCCGCCAUCGCUGUCCGAGUCCCUGCUGGGCUCCGACGAAGGGGAGCAGGAGGACCCCCGCGAUUACUGCAAAGGCGGGUAUUACCCGGUUCGGAUCGGGGACCUUUUCCACGGGCGCUACCACGUGGUUCGCAAGCUGGGCUGGGGCCAUUUCUCCACCGUGUGGCUCUGCUGGGACCUGCGGAGGAAACGUUUCGUGGCGCUGAAGGUGGUGAAAAGUGCCCCCCAAUACACGGAGACGGCCCUGGAUGAGAUCAAACUGCUGAAAUGUGUGCGGGAUUCGGACCCCAGCGACCCCAAGCGGGAGAACAUCGUGCAGCUCAUCGACGACUUCAAGAUUUCGGGCGUCAACGGUGUCCAUGUUUGCAUGGUGCUGGAGGUGCUGGGGCACCAACUGCUGCGCUGGAUCAUCAAAUCCAACUACCAGGGGCUGCCCCUGCCCUGCGUCAAGAGCAUCGUGCGGCAGGUGCUGGAGGGGCUGGAUUACCUGCACACCAAGUGCAAGAUCAUCCACACGGACAUCAAGCCCGAGAACGUGCUGCUGUGCGUGCCCCAGCCCUACCUGCGGCACCUGGCGGCGCAGGCGGCGCGGUGGGCGCGGGGCGACGGCCCCCCCCGCGGGGCAGUGAGCUCGGCACCCCAGGAGGAACCUCUGACACACCGGUCUGCCCUCGUGCCCCCAAAACCGGGGGGGACAGCGACACCCGUCAGUGCGCGGCGGGGACAGGGUCUACCAGCCGGGGGCGGGGGAGACAGCGACACCGGCAGCUGCUGGGGGGGACAGCGGGACACCAGCAGGCGGGGCGACAGCGACACCGAAACCCCCCCGGACCCCCCGGAGGAGUUUGGGGGGAGCCCCCCGAGCGGGGCCUCGUCCUCGGGGGUGCACACGCUGCCCGCGGGGGGGGGCGGCUCCAGCGAUGGAUUCUCGGGGGGCUCCCCGGGACCCCCCCGGCGCCCCCCCAGCCCCAGCUCGGCCUCGGACUCGCUCUUCACCCCCACCUCGGGCUCCCUCAUCUCGGGGGGCUCCGAGGGGCUCCCCAAAACCCUGGGUGAGGGGGGGCUGCCGGGGGGGCAGGAGAACCCCCUGGACCCCCGAGCUGCCCCCAGACUGCGCAUCAAAAUCGCCGACCUGGGCAACGGCUGCUGGGUGCACAAACACUUCACCGAGGACAUCCAGACCCGGCAGUACCGGGCCCUGGAGGUGCUGCUGGGCGCGGGCUACGGCCCCCCCGCCGACAUCUGGAGCACGGCCUGCAUGGCGUUCGAGCUGGCCACGGGCGAUUACCUGUUCGAGCCGCACUCGGGGGAGGAGUACAGCCGGGACGAGGACCACAUAGCGCACGUGAUCGAGCUGCUGGGGGAGAUCCCGCGGCACGUGGCCCUCGGGGGGCGCUACUCACGAGAGUUCUUCAACAGGAGAGGUGAGCUGCGGCACAUCCGGCACCUGCGGCCGUGGGGGCUGCGGGCGGUGCUGCAGGAGAAGUACGAGUGGCCGCGGGGGCCGGCGGCCGCCUUCGCGCGCUUCCUGCGGCCCAUGCUGGCCUUCGAGCCCGCCCGACGCGCCACGGCCCGGCAGUGCCUGCAGCACCCCUGGCUCCGCCCCUAGCCCCGCCCCCGCCUCGAUAAACCACAGGGGUGUUUUUUGGGGGGUCCCAUGCUGGCCUUCGAGCCCGCCCGACGGGCCACGAGCACCCCUGGCUCCGCCCAUAGCCCCGCCCACGGCCACGCCCACCAUCUCAAUAAACCACGGGCAGGUA
Messenger RNA from Camarhynchus parvulus, 1902 nucleotides. It is a transcript of the gene SRPK3, whose product is annotated as SRSF protein kinase 3. Bases 72 to 1751 code for a protein of 559 amino acids. The record is from RefSeq and is a predicted model, not a curated record. Lineage: Eukaryota; Metazoa; Chordata; Aves; Passeriformes; Thraupidae. The transcript has 15 exons. Gene Ontology annotation, molecular function: ATP binding; protein kinase activity. Gene Ontology annotation, biological process: regulation of mRNA processing; protein phosphorylation; spliceosomal complex assembly.